Messenger RNA from Ziziphus jujuba (common jujube), 2760 nucleotides. RefSeq names its product VIN3-like protein 1. The transcript has 5 exons. The record is from RefSeq and is a predicted model, not a curated record. Gene Ontology annotation, biological process: epigenetic regulation of gene expression; vernalization response. The coding region runs from base 300 to 2465 and encodes 721 amino acids. Lineage: Eukaryota; Viridiplantae; Streptophyta; Magnoliopsida; Rosales; Rhamnaceae. Gene Ontology annotation, molecular function: protein binding.
ACACUUUUCGAGCCAGAUCCAUUCAUAUAUUUACGUCUUCUGAGUUUUCUUUUAGGUUCCCUUUUCUUUUUCUUCCCUUCUACCAAAAUUUCGAAAAAUUCUUUUCUUUUCUGCAUUUCAAUCCCCAUAGUCAAAUAUCUGUUUUUUAUUUUUUUCCUUUUCUUUUGCGUUUGAUUUAGUUGCAUUUAAUUCUCACAAUGUGUAUGUGAAAGAUGGUGGAAGACACUAUUUCCUUCUAUUUCAUGAUGCUUUGGAGAUCAGGAGGACUACUCAAUUAGUGUAAUUAAUUUUUUUUACAGAUGGAUUUAGAAGAUAAGUUUCUCACUAAAGUUUCUGGUGCUCAGAGUCUCUCUUCCAGUGUGCAAAGCACUCCAGAGAAAAAUGGGCAUUCAGAUGAUGCUUCAAGAAGUCCAGAGCUCCUUCAAGAGUUUCUGAAAUCUGGUCCAAAGAAGGAACUUCUUCGGACAUGCUUUGAUAAGGACAAGAAAAACUUGGUUUCAUCAAAAACCAAAACGACAGAACUAGCGAAGACAACUAACAAGACAAAUAAGAAGCAGGACUUAAAAAGAGCUUCUUCUAGUCCUAACAAUCAAUCUUCUAGGAAGCAACACAGAAAGGGAGAAAAUCCCGUCCGAGUACCUCCAACUUCUGAGCAGUCUCCUGAUUUUGGAUGUUCAAACUCAUGGAUCUGUAAAAACUCUGCUUGUAGAGCUGUCUUGUCCAUAGAUGAUACAUUUUGCAAGAGGUGCUCUUGUUGUAUCUGUCAUUUGUUUGAUGACAACAAGGACCCUAGUCUUUGGUUGGUGUGCACAUCUGAAUCUGAUCAAGGGGAUUCAUGUGGUUUAUCUUGUCACAUAGAGUGUGCCCUUCAACGAGAAAAGGUGGGGGUUGUUGAUCUUGGGCAACUGAUGCAGCUAGAUGGUAGUUAUUGCUGUGCUUCUUGUGGUAAAGUCUCUGGUAUACUCGGAUGUUGGAAAAAGCAACUAAUGGUAGCAAAAGAUGCUCGUCGUGUUGAUAUACUUUGUCAUAGGAUAUAUUUGAGUUACAGGCUCCUGGAUGGAACUUCAAGGUUUAAGGAAUUACAUGAAAUUGUAAAAGAAUCUAAGGCUAAACUAGAAGCAGAAUUAGGCCCAGUGAAUGGAGUUUCUGCCAGGAUGGCACGAGGAAUUGUCAGCAGACUCUCUGUGGCAGGUGAAGUGCAGAAGCUCUGUUCUCUUGCGAUUGAGAAAGCAGAUGAAUGGCUGGCCAACAUUUCUAAUGUGAAUCCAAAUUGCAGAGAGGAUUCACUUCCUGCUGCUUGCAAGUUUGUUUUUGAGGAAGUAACAUCAUCGUCCAUCUCAAUUAUUUUGAUUGAACUGUCUAAUGCAUCAUGUGAUGAUGUUAAAGGCUACAAGCUUUGGUAUUACAAGAGUCGAGAGGAGACACAUGCAAAAGAGCCUAGUUGUGUCUUUCCAAGAGCUCAAAGAAGGAUUUUGGUAUCAAAUUUGCAGCCUUGCACAGAGUACACAUUUCGGAUUGUAUCUUAUACUGACACAAGUGACUUGGGUCACUCUGAGGCUAAGUGUUUCACCAAGAGUGUUGAGAUAAUUCAUAAAAAUCCCAAUUCAGUAAACAUGAAUGGUAAGAAAGAGAAUUCUCAAAUUGAAGGAAGUUCUGGUGCCAAGAGCAACACUAAAACUCCAAUGGAGGCUGGUUCUUCUGAAUUCAAGGUUCGAGACCUAGGAAAGAUACUACGCUUGGCUUGGGCUCAAGAACAAGGAUACUUCGAGGGGUUCUGCAGUGCAGAUAUAGAGAAGUGCUGUGGAGUAAGCAAAGUGGUAAAGCCUGAAACCAUUCAAGAAAGGGUACCUUCUGUUUCGCGAGGACUGGACUUGAACGUCGUUACUGUACCUGAUCUAAAUGAAGAGUUGACCCCACCUUUCGAGUCCUCCAGGGAUGAAGAUAACGGGUGCACUUUACAGCAAGCUGUUGAGGCAGAUGACGAUGCUGCUUCUCAUGAUGUAGCCAAGAAUGGUUUAGCUAGAUCACAUGGUAGUGGUGAUUCACAGACAUGGACACAUGGGCCAACUGGAGAUGUGCCAGCUGUUGAUUCUCGAGCAGAGUUUUGCAGGAAAAGAGCUGCAAAUACAAAUGAAGAGACGCAUGAUUGUGACAGCACCCUGAUUAAUGGUUCACCAUUCCGGGUUUCUAAUGGUUCUUGUUGCCUGGAUGAAAACUUUGAGUACUGUGUGAAGAUAAUCCGAUGGCUGGAAUGUGAGGGUCACAUUACGCAGGAAUUCAGGUUGAAAUUGCUAACUUGGUUUAGCCUGAGAUCUACCGAGCAGGAGCGCAGGGUGGUUAACACCUUCAUUCAAACGAUGAUCGAUGAUCCAAGUAGCUUGGCAGGACAGUUGGUUGACUCAUUCUCAGAUAUUAUUUCCAGCAAGAGACUAAGGAAUGGAUUCUGUAGUAAGCUAUGGCAUUAAAUAAGAGCGCAGGGCAUUCCGAUAAUACACAGGAUUGCUAUUUGCUUCAUGUUCAUCAUCUUUUUUUUGCUGCGAUGAAAAAUGACCUCCUCUGAUCAAUUUCGCCGUCUUUGUACAGGCAUUUUUAUUUUUUUUCUAUUACUCAAAUCACUAUUACAAGUGAUUCAUUUGUAUCGCGGGCAAGAUUUGUCCGGCUAAAAAGAUUUGGUUGCUGAUUCAGAACACAUUCUCUGAUAAGGUCAUUGAUGUAGAAUCUUUAAUUCUGAAAGAAUAUACUCAUUAGUCAUUUUCUUUA